Drosophila willistoni is the source of this 2380-nucleotide messenger RNA. It is a transcript of the gene casp, whose product is annotated as FAS-associated factor 1. The record is from RefSeq and is a predicted model, not a curated record. Gene Ontology annotation, cellular component: endoplasmic reticulum; nucleus. The transcript has 13 exons. Gene Ontology annotation, molecular function: ubiquitin binding. NCBI's taxonomy places the organism in Eukaryota, Metazoa, Arthropoda, Insecta, Diptera, Drosophilidae. The coding region runs from base 149 to 2242 and encodes 697 amino acids.
UUAUUCUACAUCGUCCCAAUACUACUGGAUAAGUUCCGUUUUUUAACAUCGAUGUAUGUUGUUUCUAGUAGUUGGUUGUAGAAAGAAUUUACAAAUUCUAAACAUAAGCUCAAGUAAAUAAAAUAAACAGAAACAGAAACAAAAUCAAAUGUCAGCAGAGAAUAAAGAAGAAACCUUGGCUAGUUUCCAGGCUAUCACUGGCAUAGAUGACGUUGGAGAAGCUUUUUCUCAUCUAGAGGCUGUCAAUUGGAAUCUUAUGGACGCUUUAAGCCGUGUAAUGCCACACGAUGACACUCCGCUAUCUAAUCCUAUCCAUCGGAAAGAGCCAAGAACCACAGAUCAAAACCAAGACUUAAAUACAAAUGGAUUCACGGCUCCAAAUUAUGAUGAAAUGCCUGGGCCAUCUUCACUUGUUAAUAGUGGAGCUUUGACGGCUAAUGCGGGAGUCUUCUCUGAAGUAAUUCAUCUUCAAAAUACGAAUCAACAAGGAUUUCCCACUUCACACAUGCUGGCCGAGUUAACAUCAAGUAUUAACUUAGAUCCAUCUAGGCAAUCCAACAACCAGAAUACCAUAAUUUUUAACAUACACUUUAAUCAGCAGAUGUAUGACUUACGUUUGCCCAUAAAUGCAACCAUAGAGCAACUGAAACGCAAAAUUUUCGAUGUAACGCAAGUUCCACAAUGCCGUCAGGCUUUAAGGGGUUGGCCUCCAUCAAAAGCCAGUGAUGCGCAGUUGCCGGAAACGCAAAUUUGUAAUCUAGACUUAGCUCCCGAAAAUGAACUGAUUUUAGUAGAUAUAACAAAUGAUGGGUUUAUGGAUACUGAACAAGAUGAUAUUUCUCAACGGAUGGACAAAAUGUUUACUAUUAAAAUCUUAUGUGAUUUAAUUCCAAUGGAUCCCCUACACCUAACUGGCCGCACUACAAUUCAUGAGCUGAAAACCAAUGUCUAUUAUAUAACAAAUAUUCCCGUUAGGCAUCAGGAAUGGUCUGGCUGGCCCAGCCGUUGUGAAAAUGACACUACACUAGCGCAAUCAGGAAUUGAAAUGUCUCAUACCUUUGUGCUGCGGAGUAGUGCAAAUCGUCUGCCAAAUAAUACAAGUGUUCUCAAUAGCAGUGAACCGGUAACUGUGGAUAGUGGAAGUUCCGCGGAUGAAUUUGAGGAUGCCACUGAUUUUAAUAACGCUGAAUAUAUAUUCUCUGACUCUCCACCUUCGCAACCAAUAACUAGGCAUUUAAUUCCCAAUAAUACUGACAACGAAAUACAGGGCUCUACACAGUUCGUCGAGAAUUAUAAGCAGCGUUAUGGCGAGCCCCAUGCAGAUUUCUUUGUUGGCAGCUUAGAGGAUGCCUUGCGUUUAGCCUGCCACAAGCCAGCUAAACAGCGGAAAAUGUUAGCCAUUUAUUUGCAUCAUGGUGAAAGUAUUCUGACAAAUGUAUUCUGUGAUCAUUUGAUGAAACAUGAGAGCAUUAUUCAAACAUUCAGGGAAAAUUUUGUUCUGUUUGGCUGGGAUAUGACGUAUGAGAGCAACAAAGAUAUGUUUCUUUCUUCACUAACGGCAUGCAUAAGUAGCAACGCCUCAUUGACGGCUCGAAAUAUUAAACUCGAUAAAAUGCCUGCCAUAAUGCUGGUGGGAAAAACCCGCCAGUUGGGUCGCCAUUGCGAAGUACUAUCUGUGAUUCAUGGUAAUCUUGGCUUAGAUGAACUGUUAAUUCGUGUUAUGGCCACUUGCGAGAUGUACGAAGAGCAAUUGCAAGUUGAAAUUCGCGAUGACAUCGAACGAGCAGCACGAGAUCAGGUCAAAGCCGAACAAGAUCAAGCUUAUGAGGCCACCUUACAGGCCGAUAUGGCCAAAGACGCAGCUAAGCGACAAAAAGAGGCAGCACAGGCAGCAGAAAGUAAACGCAUUGAAUCAGAAAGGGCUGAGGAAGACGCUCGACGCGAAACCAUUCGGUUUGCAGCGGAACAAUCUUUACCUCAAGAGCCUUCACAACUUGAAACAUCAAAUAUAUCCAAAGUACGUGUUCGAAAACCCACUGGCCAUUAUCUGGAACGUCGUUUUUAUACACAAGACACUUUACAGGAUCUGCUUAAUUUUGUCACUGCCAAUGGUUUCCUUAUUGAGGAGUAUAAGAUAUUUAGUGGCUGGCCCCGUCGUGAUUUAACCUCGAUUGACUCCAGUCAAACGCUCGAAGCCCUCAAACUAUAUCCACAGGAAACUGUUAUACUAGAAGAACGAUGAUUCUGUUUUUUUUUUUUUUGUUAGAGCUUUUCUUUUAGACAUAAAUUUUUUGAUUUUGCGCAUUUCUGUUCACCUUUUUUUUUUUUGAAUUUGUGGAGUUUGCAAUAAAGGCAUAAAUUUCUGUGUCCACAGUGUGUA